GGCCACACUGCUGGGGUUAAACACCUGUUAGCGUUUGCAUUGCAUAUAUAGAAAAAACAAAUGUCGAAUGAAAGAAGAAACAAGAUAAAUUUAUUUAAGGUUAUGAAUGAUGUUGAAUCCUCGUGCAGGUUUUCUGAUAAAGAGAGUCAAUUUGAAAAAUUAUAACCCCGUGACUUUAUUUGCAUUAUAUUCUCGUAAAAGUAACUCCAACCAAGAUGACAGUUUCAAGAUAGUAGGAAGAAAAGGCGCUGAAACUAAAGAUGAGGUAGCCAACACUAGCCUCGGAGUGAACCCUAACUGGGAGUUGUUGACACCUCAAGGCUUCCGUUUCUAUCUUCCCGGCAACACCGGACCCGCCUGGCAAGAUGUCCACUCAUCUGCCAAUGUAGCUAGUCAUGUUAGUGCCCAUGUUGUAGAAAAUUCUUCAUUAGUUUGCACAGUUCAAGAAUGUCCAAUCCUGCUAAGACCAGGAGUGUUUGAGCUAUUCUCGGGGGCAGACGUGUACGGACAGCUGACUGUCGUCACGUUGGCGCAGACCAAGUUUGCGGCCGGAGACUUGGAGGCUGAACAGCUUACCAAGCAGUUUGUUCUGGCUGCCCAGGACAUCUGUUCCAAGCUCAAGAUGGCCGGCUACUGGGCUGACUUCAUCAAUCCGUUCUCAGGUUUGCCGUAUCUUACCCCGUCAGGAUCCUCUAGUAAACUUUUUGAGACGGACGAACGUUUCCGUUGUCUAGGGUUCCGCAUCUUCCAACGAAACCAAUGCAAAGUCAUCGACAAGUCCAACCGACAGUUUGUGGGCAAUUUGUUCACAUCGGCGCCUCCUAGCACUACAUUGCUGCGAGACAUUCUCCAACAAUAUGAAGAUUGACGAUGAUAAGUUGUAGCGUGAUUUUUCCUCAUUCACUAAUACAUUUUUGUUGGUGUUUGAUUAUUGUUUAUGUAAAAUUAUGUAAUAAAAUAAAAUUUAUAUUUAUUUUA
Molecule: messenger RNA, 978 nt
Organism: Macrosteles quadrilineatus (aster leafhopper)
Lineage: Eukaryota; Metazoa; Arthropoda; Insecta; Hemiptera; Cicadellidae
Product: cobalamin trafficking protein CblD-like
Exons: 7
Coding region: 107-868 (253 amino acids)
Biological process (GO): cobalamin metabolic process
Cellular component (GO): mitochondrion
Source: RefSeq, a predicted model, not a curated record